AACUUGUACGUUCAUUUUGUCUUCAAUAAUAAUUUAGUAUUUGAAGAGAAGUCUAUCGCAUUCGAGAAGGAAUUCGAAAACUCGAUCGACAUCAGCGCUCAGCCGCAAGCCAAACCUGGCGAAGAUGUGCAGCUCCAAAUCAAUACCGAUCCUGAAUCAUUUGUUGGACUGUUGGGUGUCGAUCAAAGUGUACUGCUGCUUAAAUCCGGCAAUGAUAUCAACCAAUAUCAAAUAUUCAAUAGUUUGAGCAACUUUGAAGCCAGUACACCAUGGAUGCGUGGCUAUGGACGCUAUCCGGGCCAAGAGUCUGUGUGGUAACAAUGACAAAUGCAAAUUAUCCCUACAAUGAUGAAUUAUACCUAGUACCACUUGCACUCGCCGAUGCUGAGCUAAGCGAUGCCUUUUUUGAAACUGAGGUCAAUGACGAACCCAUACACAGAGAUAUAAACGAUAGAACUAUUAAUCCCUCAGCCUAUGGCAUAUUGCCAAUACGGAAACAUUUUCUAGAAUCUUGGAUAUGGACAAUGCAUAAUAGGUUCGUCCACAGUGUAGUUAAUUUGGAAAGGCACAAGAGAGCACUUAAUAACUAUUACUUAAUACACCGUGGUAACUGAAUGCAAUAAUAACGGUUUCAAGCUAGCCAUUGAUUAAUGGAGCAACUGUUGUACAUACAGUUUCGGUCAUAUCUAUAGCACGCCAUUUCAAAGUGAUAUUGUGUGCCACUUAUGUUCAG
Messenger RNA from Rhagoletis pomonella (apple maggot), 733 nucleotides. RefSeq lists its product as uncharacterized. The record is from RefSeq and is a predicted model, not a curated record. Bases 270 to 614 code for a protein of 114 amino acids. Lineage: Eukaryota; Metazoa; Arthropoda; Insecta; Diptera; Tephritidae. The transcript has 3 exons.